This is a messenger RNA of Exaiptasia diaphana, 3394 nucleotides long. RefSeq names its product cytosolic purine 5'-nucleotidase. The record is from RefSeq and is a predicted model, not a curated record. The coding region runs from base 287 to 2050 and encodes 587 amino acids. The transcript is spliced from 26 exons. NCBI's taxonomy places the organism in Eukaryota, Metazoa, Cnidaria, Anthozoa, Actiniaria, Aiptasiidae. Gene Ontology annotation, molecular function: 5'-nucleotidase activity.
AGAGGUUUCUCUAGAGCGAGAAGAAUCGCCGAGAGGUGAUAACCACAAUCCCUCRCUCCUUCAGUCCCAUCGAGUUUUGAUUGGCAUUUUUCUCUGCAAGUAUUGUAAACGUCACAUCCASUGUAAAUUAUCUGGGUAACAAGAGAUUUCAAAACUUUAGCGUUCGGAAAUCGGACUUGCUUUGAAGUUGGCCAUUGAUAACUUGUUGCUUAUUUGAGUUUAGUUGGAAAUUUGGUCACGACCCAUUUUGCUUCUUCGAACGAAAACAUCGCGCUCAAAAAAAACCAUGGAUCCAACAAUUAACGGAAAGGUCCUCAAUGGAAACUCGCAUUUCAUAAACUCACAGAAUAAAAUUCCUCCAAGUUCUCUGCCAUUAACUCAUAAAUCAGACAUGCCUUAUCAUCAGUAUCCCAUUGACAGAGUUGACUCGGUCGACAGAGCUUUUAAGAGGGAUACCUCUAAAAGAAUAUUUGUAAAUAGAAGUCUCAGCUUGGAUAAAAUAAAAUUCUUUGGUUUUGACAUGGACUAUACAUUAGCAGUCUACAUGUCUCCUGUUUAUGAAGCCAAAGCUUUUGAGCUUGUAAUUGAAAGACUGGUUUCAAUAGGAUAUCCUAAGGACCUGAUGGGAUUUAAAUACAAUCCAUUAUUUCCUGUCAGGGGUCUUUUCUUUGACUGUGAAUUAGGAAACCUCUUGAAAGUAAGUNNNUAUGGAAAUAUUCUAAGCUGCUACCAUGGUUUUGAAUUCUUACCAAGUAUUAAAAUAAGGGAGUUUUAUCCAAACAAGUUUGUCCAAGCUGACAGUCCAAGAUAUUUUAUUCUCAACACAUUAUUCAAUCUCCCAGAAACACACCUUUUAGCAGCGUUAGUUGAUUAUUUUGACAAUCACCUCGAUUACACAAGGACAGGCAAUGGAGUUGAAAGCAAAGAUCAUAUUCUCUUGACAUAUGAAAGYAUCCAUCAAGAUGUUAGAGCUGCAGUUGACUGGGUUCAUAUUAAGGGAACACUUAAAAAAGUUACAGUGGAAAACCUGGACACUUAUGUUAUUAAAGAUCCUCUUCUUCCAAAGCUUCUUGACAGAAUGCGACAUUGUAACAGAAAAUGCUUUAUCCUCACAAACAGUGGUUAUUCAUAUACAGAUAAAAUAAUGGAAUACCUUCUUGAUCAAAAUGAUCAGGCAAAUAAAAGGCACUGGACAUCCUACUUUGACUAYGUUGUAGUGGAUGCAAGGAAGCCUUUAUUUUUUGACAAAGGAACUGCUUUACGACAAGUUGAUGUGGAAACUGGAACCCUGAGCAUUGGACGAUAUGCYGGAGCACUAAAGCAAGGUCAUAUUUAUUCAGGAGGAUCAAGUGAUGUUUUUUGUCAACUUGUUGGAGCACAAGGAAAGGAUGUUUUGUACAUUGGAGAUCACAUAUUUGGUGAUAUUCUUAAAUCAAAAAAGCAACAGGGAUGGAGAACUUAUCUUGUCAUACCAGAACUUACACAGGAAUUAGAAGUAUGGCAAUCAAGACAAGAUGUGUUCAGCAAUUUGAGAGAUUUGGAUAUUGCCUUAGCGGAAACUUAUAAAAAUUUGGAUUCCAACACAACUGAGGGUCCAGAUAUYAGCCAAAUCAAGAAAUCAAUAAAGGAUGCCACACACGCAAUGGAGUCAUGUUACGGACAUAUGGGAAGCCUUCUGAGGAGUGGCUCAAGACAGACAUUUUUUGCCAGCCAAGUGAUGAGAUACGCAGAUUUGUAUGCAUCUUCCUGCGUCAACCUGCUACACUACCCYUUUAGCUAUCUUUUCAGAGCACCGGCUCAAUUGAUGCCRCAYGAGUCAACCGUUGAACACACCGGCGAGCUUUUUGAGCCCACGCCAAGCAGCGCCAUGGCGCCKAGAGGAUUCUCCUUCUCCGACGACACACCGAGCCCUGUCCGAAGCCGAGGRUCCAACACYUCGAUUGCAAGCAACAAUUCAGUGUUCAGCAAGGGCUACGAUCCUGUYCAAGUUAGUUAYUCUCURGGRAAUAGUUCYGACGAUGAAGAACUGGAYGAAAGCAAAGGGAAUUAAGAAAUUAWUGGAUUAUGUACUGGGAAGAAUACGCAUUUCACAAUUUCUGAGAAAUGAUGAAGAAUUUGGCGAUGUCRAAUAGACAAAUAAUAUUGRAUUCKAAUUCUAUGCGGAUGYGAGCRGGAAUUGCAUUUCCGACUCGCUUUCUUCACAGAAAUUUCACAUAARACCACAUAUCAGUGACGGCAAAUUGAUUUUAUUUYUUGGGAGGUUUUCAUGCUGAAGAAAACAAAAUAAUUAUUACAAUAAGAAAAAAAAGUAUUUUUAAAAUUUUAAAUGUAUAUUGAUAGAAUGACAUCGCUAUUAAUUCGUAACAUUACGUAUUUUAUCGUUAAUCUUUGCAUUUUCGCUACAAGUGGAUAUUUUAUUCGCUUUUUACGUACCAUUUAAGUAUAGACCUUGCAUUUUACGUAUAGACUAGCAAGCACAUGAUUUUUGAACACAGAAAUCGUUUUUAAUAGGUAAAUAUGUGUAUAUAUAGUUAUUGAUGAGCGCUGUGAGGUUUUCGCACGUAGAAAGACGUUACGUAAUGUAUGACGUUUCCGCACGUUUUCGUAACGAUACAUGAGAUACGUUUUUUAUACGUACGGAUACGUUUUUUUGCAGCUUCUCUUUUUAUCGUAAAAUCAUAUAAAAAAAUUUAUUCAUUUAUCCAUGAAAUCGUUAAAUUACUACAAUUUUAAUUAUUUAAAUGCAUACUUUGCUGUGAUUCUGUUAUUUUACCAUGCAUGUUCAUAUCUGCAUGCAUAUAAUGCUCAAGGGAAUCUAUGGCUAUGCAUGCAAAUACUACUUCAUAUUGCAACCUAAAAUACAUUUGCAUGAUGCUUUACGUGCAGAGUCAAGAUAAGGAGAUUUCCUUGGACAUAAACAAUAUUGCAUUUUGAUUAAGGGUUCACCAAUAAAAUGUAUCAAUUUCACGGGUUAAAUGCCCUCGCUAGAUCUAGAACUCCCUCGUCGUUUUCAUUGUGAAAUAUGACAGAGCGAGAAUAAUAGUUGGUAUCACGUCCAACUUUGUUCUUUACCAAUAAACACUGACUAGAUAGCUAUUUUCAAUACACCGUCAAAUGAAAACGACUAUUUCGUUUUCUAGCAAUAAGUCAUUUGUUUCACGGAUUAGAGAGAGAUUUUCCUAAACCCUUGAAAUACACUUUACGCACGUCAUAUUUCAUUACACUUUGACUAUGACACUUCGUUUCACGGGUUGAGAGAAAACCGCUUUAAYGUGAGCACCUUUAUAAUUCAAAAGUUUUAUUGUUCAUUUAAAUUAGGUAACUGGAAUUUGCCUAAGACUAAUAAUUGUAAACGAAAUUAUAUUUUAAAAAUAUUCAAGGUUCAUGACAUCUU